ACACAAACAUGCUUACACGCAUCCCCUACUGCUGGCAGACCAGGGCAAUGCAGGAGCGGCAGCAGCAGCUGCUCUGACACAUCCUGGCGUGACAAACACACACCGAAAAGGCAGGAGGAAAGGAGGAGGAAGAGGAGAAGAUAAGAAGGAGGGGAGGGAGGAGGAGAGGAGGAAGAGAGACAGGGAAGGACAACUCUGUGAAAAGGACACCAGAGGACAGGAGAAGAGGAAGAUGAGGAAGAGGAGCAUGGAAGGAGAGCAGAGGAGACAGGGUGUUGCAGCCAUGUCAGACACACCUUUGCAGAGGAACGGCACAGCGACCGCACCGAUGUCGUGUGAGGAGGCUCAGCUCCACAAAGAGAGGUUGCAGGCCUUGGCGGAGAAACGAAAAUGGCAAACUGAGAUUGAAGACAAAAAAAGCCAACUUGAUGACCUGGUACUACAACUACAACAUAUCAAGUCUAAAGCCAUGCGUGAGCGAUGGCUCCUCCAGGGCAUGGGUGUGGAGGAGGAGGAGGCACGACGGAAACAGCUGGAACAGGAUGAAGAACAAGGGAAGAAGCUGGAGGACAUCAUACAGAGGCUGGAGCAUGAAAUUGGUACACUUGAGAGUGAAGAGUCUAAAAUCUCUGCUAAAGAACAGGUUCUACGGGAACGUCUGAAAGAGACAGAGCUCUCGAUAGAAGACUUGCAGAAGAGUCUGAUGUCCCAGGAUGGAGAUUCCACCGGCUGCAUGUCCGUCCCACCUUCUGAACGCACAGACCCUGAUCCUGACCACCUCGUGCUGGUGCCACAGCCUCGGACCAGCCUACCUGACUCAGGAGAGCACGCCAUACCAAGAACUGCAAUGUUUGCCAUGGAGAUCAACGUACAGCAUGACCCAAAGACUGGUGAACGGCGCAUCCUGUCAGCCAACCGUGUGAACCCAUUGGAUGCAGCGUCACGCGGUGUCAAAGUCUAUGAUGACGGCAGAAAGGUGGUCUACGAGGUCGCUUCUUCUGGGGGUGUGUCCACUACUUCUGUGGAGAACGGCUGGAGCUCUGCACAGGUUGACCAACUGAUCCACCAUGUUGCCAGACCUGUUGCACAAGGAGGAGAUGGCGAGAAAGGUCAGAUGACAGUGACCCCAGCUGCCAUGCCAGCCUAUGUUUCCCCAGCAGAUGCUGAUGAUCUGUCCCCGCCUUCCUGCGCCCCACCAUCCAUCCCUUCCAGUCCACCAGCCCAGGUCACCCUCCAAAGGGAGACCCAGCUAGGCAUGAUGCCCCCCUCUGCUCCCAUUACAACUCAACCCAGUUCCUCAGCCCACCAGAGCAAUGAGUUCACCUCCCCACCCCAAGCCACUGCUGAGCACCCAGUCACCAUGGUGUUCCUUGGCUACCAGGACAUUGAGGACAUGAGCGAGAGCAGGCGGCUGCUAGGUUUUGACGGCGCGGUGAAAGCCGAGGUGGUUUUGAUUGAUGAAGACGACGAGAAAUCUCUGAGGGAGAAGACGGUCACUGACCUAUCUGUCAUCGAUGGCACAGCAGCUGACCUUGUGUCAGGGAGGCCGGCCACAUCUGAGGGCGCCAGUACAGAACUGUCAUCUGACUGCCGUGAGCCUGACAGCGCGUCCUCACCCCCUGCAAAUCCCGAUCUUAGCACACACCCCCCGCCAGGCCUCACCCCUGCCACAGGUACAGACAAGAGGAAACGGUGCGAGUGCUGCAUCCUCAUGUGACUGACAAUUUUAUUAUUACCCACAACACCCCUCUCUUUUCCUCUCUCUCUGGAUGGCUACUAACAGAUGUCAUGCCUUCCUCCUCCUCCUCCUCCUCCCCCUCUUCCGGACUCUGAUCAGCUGGCACACACAUGCACGUAUAAAUGCUCUUAUCUGACCUUUGACUUUUUACUCAGCUUCAUUAUCACCUCUACAUCUUUGCUCUUUUGUUACCCUCUCUGUCAACAUGGAGGCUGUGCCCUCACACCUCACUUCUCCUCUAACAACAUCAUAUGUUUCAUAAAUUCAAUUCCACAUUGAUGUGUAGGACUUAAUGUGCUGCUGUAGUUAUGGUGAAAUCAGACAGAGAUGAAGAAAACUGAUGUUUGUUGACAAACAUCUUAAACCAGGUUCUACGUAUAAAGCUCUUCUCAGUGGUCAAUAAGACUUUAUGGACAAUCAGUCACAUUGCCAUGACCAUAACUGUAUGCCUGGCUCUAAGGACAAUCACUCAGAUCACCACCUUGUAAUAAGUCAGUUUAUAAAACACAUGGCAGUCCGUGUUAUUAUUAUUUUUUUUAAGUUCUCUACUCUUCCCAUAUCCUUUUCCCUGUCCUUGUUCAACAGAUUCUCUCCUAUUGUAUCCAGACAUGCACAUAUACACAACGCGUACCCAACCUUCGAUCUCAAACAAUUCGCACUCCCUUUGUUGUACAGACUCUCUCUGACCAGGGCAGAGGGGAGUGUACGUGUUGCCUUGGGUACUUUAUGUGCCUCUUCAUUUUUCCACAUUGAUAACAAAAAAUGAGAGCUAGAAGUUUCUAUUAGAGUUUUAUUUCAAUUUGCUGUUGUAAUCUAAUUUUUUCCUUCUGUUUUUGAAACUUAAAUGGCCACUGAAUUUUUGGCAUAAUUUCUUGGGAAAAUGAGGUUUUUAACUGUUAGUAGUAACAGGACUCUCUCCCUCAUCUCUUUCUCAUUCUCUCUUUCUCUCUCUCUCUUGUGUUUUCUCCAUUUACUCCAAAUAUUCCACUGCUGAGGAUAUUUCCUCCUAUUCUAGUACUUCCUAACUCAGCAACCAAUAAGAAGUGGAGAGAUACUUUUUGGCAGCCACUACAAUGUAUACAGUCACCUUUUCCAGUGUCUGAAGUCUAAAGAGCACAGGAAGCUAAAAGCAGCUUAAUGAGUUCACUCUGGCAGCAAAGGAACAUAUAUUUCCAGCAAUAAAAUCAAGCAUAGGUUACCACUAACUGCCUGGGAACAAAGCUAUGAUUAAUGAAUAUUAACAAACACUAAAAGAUUACCACAUCGCAUAUGUCAGCUGUGCUCAGAUGAGCUUUUAGACAAAAAUAACCUAUUCAUGUCUAUAUUCUUGUCCAUCCAGUUCACUUAAUCACUGCAGGAUGCCAUCAUACUCUUUAUAAUUAAGGGAAACUGAAAUCACUGCCAGCUCUUCCUACAGUCACCAACCAGGCCCUCGUUUACAAGGGUGCUAUAAAUAAUGUGGCCUGAGUGACAUUCAAUCAUCAUAGGACAAUGUCCAAGCUGGUUUUCAGGAAAAAUCUUAAAAGCACUAAUCCUCUUCAUUCUGUUGAAUGAUCAUGGGUGCUCUGGGGAUAGGUUUUGUUUGAUGGCGAUGCUCAACAUAAAUCUGGUGAGAUAAUUUUUGAAAUUAGUGACUCGUUCCCAUUGUUAUUGGCUUAAAUUCAGCCUAGGAUUUUAAUGUAUUCCCAUAAUAACAAUAACUAAAUAAAACUAAAAUGGAAAUAGUGAACAUCUAACUAACCUAAGGCAAGGGGGAUAGUCUCACCUCAAGAGUCUUAACAAUCUUUUUUACUGCAGUACAUUUUGUUUCUUUCUCGUCACUCAUUUGUUUGACUACUUUACUGCCCCUGCCACUAACAUUUACUAAUAUAAUAUCUACUCUCUAAUAACUGUGGUAAAAGUCAUGAGAAGAAUGAAAAACAGAAACAACAAUCCUUGGCAAAAAAAAUAGCAUACUUCCAGCAGUGAAUGGUCUGAAUGAAUCAGUUAUUUCCUUACAUGGCUCUGUGCACAGCUCACACAGUCCCCCCUUCAAACUGAAGGUUGGCCUUCAGACUUAUAGGCUGUAGCAUGACUGGCCACUGCUGAUGUCAGUCAGACCAGCUGACUGUGUGAUUGUCCACUACCAGGACCUCCAGGGUCUGGCUGCCUGUAUAGAUAAAGAAUGUAAAUAUGUUCUAUAUUCUACUUAGCGAUGAUUUUAUUUUCCAGGUCUAUAUAAGAGAACCAGAGAUAACACUAGACGAUGUUCUGGUGUUCUAUGAUGCCAUACGAUGACUGUGUGAUUCCACAAAUGAGAGCUUUGUUUAUUUUCAUUCUCUAACUUCAUUUCUUUGCUGUGUGUAUUCAUGCAAUUAACUAAACCCAGCUCCGCCCCCCCCAUGAUCACCAGUUUCUAUGAACCCUUGGCAGACACUCACAUUCCCCAGUUAGGGUUGGUCUUGAAGGCGUCAGACUGUAUUGAAACAUUGUGCAGAUUCAGCAUCUUAUGGAUUUUCACUAUUACUUAUUAACUACAAAUAAUGUUAAUUUGAGACUUUUGCUAGCUAUUUUCCUAUAGCAUACCCCAACCAUCCUUAAUGGUAGUCUGCCACCAGAAUCCAAUAUAUUUUUAAAUCAAAGUUACUGUAGCUUAACAUUUAAUGGUAGUGUAGCAUCAAACAGGAACCUUGUUGGAGUGUUCAAGCAUGCUAAGAUUUCUAAGCAUUGAAAUUCACCUGCAAAUCCUUUUCACAGCUCUUUCACCGCAUCCAUGUUUGUAUACAGUCUCUUGGUUUGAUUUUACUGCAGGUAAUUUAAUGAAAACAAUACCCUCUGUGCAGGUCUUAUUUACUGCAGCAGAGGCUUCAAUACUCCCAUACACUGGGGACUAUUAUUGUCACUCACCACAACAUAUUCAUUGCAUGGCUGUUUGGUUUUAAAGACUAUGCAGAGAAGUGUAUUCGGAAAAGUGUAGUCUUAGUUGUCCCGGGUUCUGACACUGCACACACUCUACGUGCAACAGUUCUUAAUUUAUGUACCUAGAAAAAGGAGAUGCAAUCUCAAAAAAAUAUUUCCAUAAAAAAAAAAAAAGUAAGGCUGAGUCCAAGUUAAUGGAGCUUGACUGAUCCAGUUAGCCGGUUUGGAUUUGUGUGUGUGAAUGUGUAUGUUUGAUGUAAUAGAAAAAGGUGAAAAAGAUCAACAGAGUUGUUGAAAUUACCAGCCACACUGCCGCGCCUGCAGUACUCCUCUGACUCUGUAGGAGUCUCCCUUUUCUCUCUGUCAGCCUGCCCUCAUGGUUGUAUGGACUGUUAAAACCAAAAGGAGCCAUUUUCUACUGUUCACACUUGUCUUGCGCUCUGUCUUCUUUCUGUGGUUAUGACAACUCACACUGUCACAUUCUCUCUCCUCUCUCUGGUGUCUGUAUCCUCUCUCUAUCUUUGGUCAAUAAAGCUGAGUUUCUCCAGUGCCCCCCUGCCGUCUCCUGCUUGUUGUUCUUUCCAUCUGU
Monopterus albus (swamp eel) is the source of this 5225-nucleotide messenger RNA. It is a transcript of the gene palm2akap2, whose product is annotated as palm2 and akap2 fusion. The transcript is spliced from 8 exons. NCBI's taxonomy places the organism in Eukaryota, Metazoa, Chordata, Actinopteri, Synbranchiformes, Synbranchidae. Gene Ontology annotation, cellular component: membrane. The record is from RefSeq and is a predicted model, not a curated record. Gene Ontology annotation, biological process: regulation of cell shape. Bases 233 to 1717 code for a protein of 494 amino acids.